AUGGAGGCAGGAUUGAAGUACCCCUUGCGGCGCGGGGUGCAGGGGGUGAGCAGGCUGCUUUCUCUCGCAGGACACUUCACUUCCGCCGAGGACCUGAACCUGCUGAUAGCGAAGAACACCCGCCUUGAGAUCUAUGUGGUCACGCCGGAGGGGCUGCGGCCCGUCAAGGAGGUGGGCAUGUAUGGCAAGAUCGCCGUCAUGGAGCUCUUCCACCCAAAGGGGGAGAACAAGGAUCUGCUGUUCAUCUUGACAGCCAAGUACAAUGCCUGUAUCCUUGAGUACAAGCAAAGUGGUGAGAGCAUUGAUAUCAUCACCCGUGCCCAUGGCAACGUGCAGGAUCGCAUUGGUCGGCCCUCUGAGACGGGUAUAAUUGGCAUCAUUGACCCAGAGUGUCGGAUGAUUGGACUGCGGCUCUAUGAUGGCCUCUUCAAGGUCAUUCCUCUGGAGCGGGACAACAAGGAGUUAAAGGCCUUUAACAUCCGCCUGGAGGAGCUGCAGGUCAUCGAUGUCAAGUUCCUCUAUGGCUGCCAGGCUCCUACCAUCUGCUUUGUUUACCAGGACCCUCAGGGUCGCCAUGUCAAAACAUAUGAGGUGUCCCUACGAGAGAAGGAAUUCAACAAAGGUCCCUGGAAACAGGAGAAUGUAGAGGCUGAAGCGUCCAUGGUAAUUGCAGUGCCCGAGCCCUUUGGAGGAGCAAUCAUCAUUGGGCAAGAGUCCAUCACCUACCACAAUGGAGAUAAAUAUUUGGCUAUAGCCCCACCUAUCAUCAAGCAAAGUACAAUCGUGUGCCACAACCGCGUGGAUCCCAACGGGUCCCGUUACCUCCUGGGGGAUAUGGAGGGCCGCCUCUUCAUGCUGCUAUUGGAGAAGGAGGAGCAGAUGGACGGCACGGUCACCCUGAAGGACCUGCGUGUUGAGCUGCUUGGAGAGACCUCCAUCGCGGAGUGCCUGACUUACCUAGACAAUGGUGUUGUCUUUGUCGGCUCUCGCCUUGGGGACUCCCAACUUGUGAAGCUCAGCGUGGACAGCAAUGAACAAGGCUCCUACGUAGUAGCCAUGGAAACCUUCACCAACCUGGGCCCCAUCGUGGACAUGUGUGUGGUGGACCUAGAGAGACAGGGCCAAGGGCAGCUGGUCACGUGCUCUGGCGCCUUUAAGGAGGGCUCCUUGAGGAUCAUCCGGAAUGGGAUUGGGAUUCACGAACAUGCCAGCAUCGACUUGCCAGGGAUUAAAGGCCUGUGGCCAUUGAGGUCAGACUCACACCGUGAAACUGACAACACCUUGGUGCUAUCGUUUGUGGGCCAGACCAGGGUUCUGAUGUUAAAUGGGGAGGAAGUGGAGGAAACUGAGUUGACAGGAUUUGUGGAUGAUCAGCAAACAUUCUUCUGUGGCAAUGUAGCCCAUCAGCAACUGAUCCAGAUCACGUCUACCUCUGUGCGGCUGGUCACUCAGGAGCCCAAAGCCCUGGUGAGUGAAUGGAGAGAGCCCAAGGGGAAGAACAUUAGUGUCGCUUCCUGUAACAGCAGCCAGGUGGUGGUGGCUGUGGGGCGAGCACUCUACUACCUCGAGAUCCAGCCCCAGGAGCUCAGGCAAAUAAGCUGCACAGAGAUGGAGCAUGAGGUGGCCUGCCUGGACAUCACACCAUUGGGAGACUCCAAUGGCAUGUCGCCUCUGUGUGCCAUCGGCCUCUGGACCGACAUCUCGGCCCGCAUCCUUAAGCUGCCCUCGUUUGAGCUGCUGCACAAGGAGAUGCUGGGAGGCGAGAUCAUCCCCCGCUCCAUUCUGAUGACCACCUUUGAGAACAGCCAUUAUCUCCUCUGUGCCCUGGGGGACGGGGCUCUCUUCUACUUUGGGCUCAGCAUUGAGACAGGUUUGCUGAGUGACCGCAAGAAAGUGACCCUGGGCACCCAGCCCACCGUCCUGAGGACCUUCCGUUCACUCUCCACCACCAACGUCUUUGCCUGCUCCGACCGCCCCACUGUGAUCUACAGCAGUAACCACAAGCUGGUCUUCUCCAACGUCAACCUCAAGGAGGUGAACUACAUGUGCCCGCUCAACUCGGAUGGCUACCCUGACAGUCUGGCAUUGGCCAACAACAGCACCCUGACAAUUGGCACCAUCGACGAGAUCCAAAAGCUGCACAUCCGCACGGUUCCCCUCUACGAGUCGCCCAGGAAGAUCUGCUAUCAGGAGGUGUCUCAGUGCUUCGGCGUGCUUUCAAGUCGCAUCGAGGUGCAAGAUGCCAGUGGGGGCACCACUGCACUGAGGCCCAGUGCCAGCACCCAGGCCCUGUCCAGCAGCGUCAGCUCCAGCAAGUUGUUUUCUAGCAGCACUGCCCCACACGAGACAUCCUUUGGUGAGGAGGUGGAGGUGCACAAUCUACUCAUCAUAGACCAGCACACCUUUGAAGUGCUACACGCUCACCAGUUUCUGCAGAAUGAAUAUGCCCUCAGCCUGGUCUCCUGCAAGCUGGGCAAGGACCCCAACACGUACUUCAUUGUGGGCACGGCCAUGGUGUAUCCCGAGGAGGCUGAGCCCAAGCAAGGCCGCAUCGUAGUCUUCCACUACUCAGAUGGGAAACUGCAGAGUUUGGCUGAGAAGGAAGUGAAAGGGGCUGUGUAUUCCAUGGUGGAGUUCAAUGGCAAGCUCCUAGCCAGCAUUAACAGCACGGUGCGUCUCUAUGAGUGGACAGCAGAGAAGGAGCUGCGCACAGAAUGUAACCAUUACAAUAACAUCAUGGCUCUCUAUGUGAAGACCAAAGGGGACUUCAUCCUGGUCGGAGAUUUGAUGCGCUCUGUCCUGCUUCUUGCCUACAAGCCCAUGGAGGGUAACUUUGAGGAGAUUGCUCGAGACUUCAACCCAAACUGGAUGAGUGCUGUGGAGAUCUUGGAUGAUGACAAUUUCCUAGGAGCAGAGAAUGCUUUUAACCUGUUUGUGUGCCAGAAGGACAGCGCGGCCACGACUGACGAAGAGCGCCAGCAUUUGCAGGAAGUGGGGCUGUUCCACCUGGGGGAGUUUGUCAACGUGUUCUGCCACGGCUCUUUGGUCAUGCAGAACCUGGGCGAGACAUCCACGCCGACACAGGGCUCGGUGCUCUUUGGCACGGUCAACGGAAUGAUUGGGCUGGUGACCUCACUGUCGGAAAGCUGGUACAACCUCCUGCUGGAUAUGCAGAACAGACUCAAUAAAGUCAUCAAAAGCGUGGGCAAAAUUGAGCACUCCUUCUGGAGAUCGUUUCACACUGAGCGCAAGACGGAGCCAGCCACAGGAUUCAUAGACGGUGAUUUGAUUGAAAGUUUCUUGGACAUCAGCCGGCCCAAAAUGCAGGAGGUAGUGGCAAACCUACAGAUCGACGAUGGCAGUGGCAUGAAGAGAGAGGCCACCGUGGAUGACCUGAUAAAGAUCGUGGAGGAGCUGACCCGGAUCCAUUAAUAGGAUUCGGACUCAUCUAGCAUCUUCCUCCAUUGUAGAAUAUGGAGUCUGUUCCCACCUGCAGCCAGGGGGCCCCCACGCCAAUUGCACUAUGACACCAGAGGCUGCGGUUAUUUUCCCGGGUGAAAGAGGAGAACCUCUGAACUGAAGCCAUCUCGCUAGGGACUUGGGGAUGUGAUUUUUUGGGUGGGCGUCAUGUCAUUUCCUGCUUGGGUUCACCAAUUCUGUGGACCUUGGAUCCCAACCCAGGACUGGCCAUGGCCAACUGCUCCCAUGGGGUAACUGCUAGCGCUUGGCUUGAAGGGGUGUCCCUGCCUGGACUUCCUCCAUGACUCACUUGUUCAUUGUUGUCUUUAGUAUCUUUUUGUUUCAUUUUCUUUGAUUCGGUGUGUUUUGAAGUGGAAGUUUCCUGCGCCCUCUUCUGCCUGUGCAAUGAGAAUGGGUGGAGGUUCUUCGCUGGUGCUGGGGAGAUACCAUGCUGGUGUGUGGCGGUGCCUCUUAGUCUGGGGGGAUGAAGCUGAAAGGGUAAAGAAGGCCUCUCUCCCCACAGGGAGGAAGGGCCUGGAAAGUGAAAUCUCUGAGGUUGGUUUCUGAGUUUUACCAAAUAAAGUAGAGUCCGAGAGGAAAGGUCUG
Pelodiscus sinensis (Chinese soft-shelled turtle) is the source of this 4065-nucleotide messenger RNA. The record is from RefSeq and is a predicted model, not a curated record. Lineage: Eukaryota; Metazoa; Chordata; Testudines; Trionychidae.